This is a messenger RNA of Indicator indicator, 777 nucleotides long. It is a transcript of the gene SYNDIG1, whose product is annotated as synapse differentiation inducing 1. The coding region runs from base 1 to 777 and encodes 258 amino acids. Gene Ontology annotation, cellular component: postsynaptic density membrane; excitatory synapse; intracellular membrane-bounded organelle. NCBI's taxonomy places the organism in Eukaryota, Metazoa, Chordata, Aves, Piciformes, Indicatoridae. The transcript is spliced from 3 exons. The record is from RefSeq and is a predicted model, not a curated record. Gene Ontology annotation, biological process: positive regulation of synapse assembly; synaptic vesicle clustering.
AUGGAUGGCUUGGUUGAGCAGAACACUGUGCUAAUGCACAACAAGAUUGCUGAAGCUGGGAAAAGGAAUGGUUUGAUUAACACAAGGAACUUAGUGGCAGAGGGCCGAGAUGGUCUGGUCUCUGUCUACCCCACCCCCCAGUACCAGAGCCACAGAGCAGGAAGCCUUUCCUCCCCAAGCUGCUUGGAGAACAGCAGGAAUGACCCUGUGCAGCAGCUCCUGGACCCCAACAUGUUGCAGCAGACAGUGGAGUCUCACUACCGGCCCAACAUCAUCCUCUACUCGGAGAAUGUGCUGCGCUCGUGGGGAGAGAGCCUCAGCUCAGAGUGCUGUGAAACCACCUUCAUCGAGGACCGUUCCCCCACCAAAGACAGCUUGGAAUACCCAGACAGCAAGUUCAUCGACCUCUCAGCAGAUGACAUCAAGAUUCACACCCUCUCCUAUGAUGUGGAGGAAGAGGAGGAUUUCCAGGAGCUAGAGAGUGAUUACUCCAGUGACACCGAAAGCGAAGACAACUUCCUGAUGAUGCCACCACGAGAUCACCUCGGCCUCACUGUGUUCUCCAUGCUCUGCUGCUUCUGGCCAUUGGGAAUCGCUGCCUUUUACCUGUCUCAUGAGACAAACAAAGCAGUGGCCAAGGGGGACUUCCACCACGCAAGCUCCAGCUCCCGGCGAGCACUUUUCCUGGCUGUCCUGUCCAUCACAAUUGGAACUGGCAUCUAUGUUGGAGUGGCUGUGGCCCUUAUUGCCUACCUGUCAAAAACCAACCACUUAUGA